Molecule: messenger RNA, 879 nt
Organism: Cucumis melo (muskmelon)
Lineage: Eukaryota; Viridiplantae; Streptophyta; Magnoliopsida; Cucurbitales; Cucurbitaceae
Exons: 2
Coding region: 145-612 (155 amino acids)
Source: RefSeq, a predicted model, not a curated record
AUUACAAAUCUCAAAUCAUCUUUUACACACUGCCACUCCAUUCUCUCUUCUCUGUCCUAUAAAAUCCACUCUGCUUCAUCAUUCUUCCAUCCCAUCCUUUCUUUCUCUUCUUCAAUUCCUUCUCCUUUCCACAAGGAUUUUAGCAUGGCUACUGCUGAGGUUGUAACACCGGACACAGCUGUCCCAGAGGAAGCUACAGAGGUGGUGGAGGUGGAGGUACCAGCGCCCAAGGUUGAAGAAGAAGAAGCUCCGCCUCCGGUGGAAGCAGAUCCUCCAGCGGAGGAGGUGGCAAAAGAAGAAGACGUCACGGAUCCACCAGCGCUGGAAGAGACAGAAACACCGGUUGAAUUUGAAACCAAGGAAGUAGUUGUAGAAGAAGAGUCGAAGGAAGAGAAGAAUGAAGAAGAAGUAGUGGAAGAAGAAGAAAAGGAAGAGAAGAAAACAGAAGAAGCAGCUGAGGGUGCGGUUUUGGAGGAGACAAAGGCAUCGGAGGCCGAGACACCGGUGGAGGAGGAGGAGGAGGAGAAGGCCGUGGAAGUGGUGGAAGAGAAGCCUGUAGAAGAAACAGAAGAGAAGCCAGAAGAAGAGGUUGAAGCAGAAAAGGCUGAGUAAUUAAAACAGGAUUACAUAUUAUUGAGUGAUGAAAAAAGUGAAUGGAGGGUAGUUUGAGAAAUUUGGUGUCUUUAAAUUGUAGAGAGUUUGAUUUUGUGUAAUGUGAAAAGUGGUUGAUUGAAUGGGGAUUGGGAUGGAAGUGUAAUAAAGCUAUAAAAGGAGUAUAGGGAUUAGGGAACUUUGUAUUUCUGUAUCUUGGAUGUCUGUUUCACAGUUGCAAUUUGUUUUUGCUAGUUUGUUUGUUAUAACAACUUACAAGUUAUAAUA